This is a messenger RNA of Hippocampus zosterae (dwarf seahorse), 2189 nucleotides long. RefSeq lists its product as uncharacterized. Gene Ontology annotation, molecular function: flavin adenine dinucleotide binding; acyl-CoA dehydrogenase activity. The transcript has 9 exons. Gene Ontology annotation, biological process: fatty acid beta-oxidation using acyl-CoA dehydrogenase. Bases 194 to 1678 code for a protein of 494 amino acids. The record is from RefSeq and is a predicted model, not a curated record. NCBI's taxonomy places the organism in Eukaryota, Metazoa, Chordata, Actinopteri, Syngnathiformes, Syngnathidae.
GGGGGCAAUCUGGAAAUAUUCAUGGUUGAUAUCCAGUGUAUUGCGUGGCAAAGAUAUUUUGCUGCCUCUUGGAUUUUUUUUCAUCAAUGAGGAUGGGGGUCGCCCCGUAAAUCCUCUCUUUUGCACGCACGCCCCUGAAUAGAGUAAAACUUUAUCAUAGUCGCAAUGGAAAUCAGUGUAUCUCACAAUUUGCAUGGUGGUCGCGCCACUCAUUAUUCGUAUUUUUAUUAGUAGUAGUAAAAUUUAUGAGUGUUAUUUAUUAUUUCUUGUUAUCCAUUUCUUUUAUUUCAUUUUACUGUAUAUCGUAUAUACUUCCAAAGUACCGAACUUGUGCCGUGAUCUGCUUCUGCGCAUGCGCGACAUCACCCAAACAACAAUGGCGCUCCGCUGCGGCGCUGCGCGUGUAAAAGCACUUAUUAGCACCCGUCCGUUCUUCAAAUGUGCUUCGUUUGGCCCCCGCUCGUUUGCUGACCACGCGUCGUCCCCAAAGGUAGCAAGCAACGCCCCAGGGAUCUCGCCUGACCAUGUACUCUUCACGCCAGAGCACUUUGCGUUAAGGGACUCGCUCAAAAAGAUCAUCGACCAGGAGAUCAACCCGUACGUGGAUCAGUGGGAAGCCGAGGGAAAGUUCCCGGCGCAUAAAAUCUUCAAGAUCCUCGGAAAUGCCGGUUUUCUUGGAGUCAACAGGCCAGUCGAGUAUGGAGGCAUGGGACUGGACUUCAGCUACAGCGUAGCAGUGUCCGAGGAACUGGGUCACAUCCGCUGCGGAGGCAUCCCCAUGGCGAUCGGCGUUCAGAGCGACAUGGCUACGCCCGCGUUGGCCAGGUUUGGUUCGGCCGAGCUCAAGAAAGAGUUUCUGCUUCCGAGCAUCUUGGGGGACAAAGUUGCCUGCCUCGGAGUUAGUGAAGUCGGAGCAGGUUCUGACGUAUCCAGCAUUAAGACAAAGGCAGUGAGAAAAGGAGAUGACUAUGUGAUCAACGGCGGCAAGAUGUGGACCACCAGCGGCACCCAGGCGGACUGGAUGUGUCUCCUCGCCAACACCAGUGACGGACCCCCACACAGGAACAAAUCCCUCAUUUGUUUGCCCAUGAACCUGCCAGGAGUGCACGUCGCCCGGAAGAUCGACAAGCUGGGCAUGUGGUCGUCGGACACAGCCGAAGUGUUUUUCGAGGAUGUGCGAGUUCCCUGCAAGAACGUCAUUGGCCAGGAAGGAAUGGGCUUCACCUAUCAGAUGCUCCAGUUCCAGGAAGAGAGGCUCUGGGCUGUGGCCAAUAUCCUGACUACAAUGGACGUCGUCAUUAGGGAGACCAUCCACUACACUCGACAGAGGAAGAUCUUCGGCCAUCCGGUCCUCUACCACCAGGCGGUUCAUUUUAGGCUGGCCGAGCUGCAGACGGAGGUGGAGCUGCUGCGCGCCCUCCUUUACCAGGCCACAGCCUUGUAUAUCAAAGGCAAUGAUGUCACCAAGAUGGCAUCCAUGGCCAAAUUAAAGGCGGGGCGUCUGGCCAGAGAAGUGGGUGACUGCUGCCUCCAGUACUGGGGAGGAAUGGGCUUCACCAGUGAUGUGCUGGUCAGCAGAUUCUACAGAGAUUCCAGGUUAUUGUCCAUCGGCGGAGGGGCAGAUGAGGUCAUGCUCGGAAUCAUCUGCAAAUACAUGGACAUUCUACCCAAGAAGUGAUUUCGUCAAUGAUUUUCUCUUCGGUUCGCUUGAUAACGGCAACUCCUCAGACUCAUUUUGACGCGCAACAAAGCUAAUCACCCAAGUGCUGUUAUUUAUCAAUCGAUUCGGGUCACUUUGGCUAAGCGAGGUUUGAAGAGAAUGUUCGUAUUUAAAGGUGCUACGUGAAUAAUUCAGUGAAUGUUUUAUUAAGGCAUCCAAUUUGCAUUAUGUCAAUAUUUAUUCACGACCAGGCUUUUUUUUGGGAAGAGGUGACAUCUGUUUUGUCAGUACAUUAAAAAAAGUCGAAUUUAAGGACAUACCUGAUAAAUGUUUAUUGGUUAAAAAGAUCAUAAAAUAUUUACAUUGCACAUCUAACAUUUCUGCCCCCGACCCCCAAUGUGCCCCAGAUAUUGUACACCCACAUAUAUACGCAUUAAUUGCUGUGAACAGAUAAUCUAAAUAUCUCUCGGAGAGCAUUGUGUAACUUAGGUGCGCUCAAUGUGAAGCACAAUAAACAGAUAAGAGCAUA